GUCCGCCUCUGAUCUCCGGCAGCACCGGAGCAAGCCAGGACUGGUCUCCUUGGGGCAGCGGACGGACUUCGCUCUCCUUCCCAGACAUGGAUUCGUACCUGAUCCAGGUGACCGGCAAGUCGGCCUUCCCCUCUGUGAUGGAUGUCCAGCUGGGACGGGCCGGACGGGGCCCCUGCUGCGUGGCUGGCAAGGGAAAAGGGCACCGCAAGCCUCACUGGGCCGUCCGGGCCUCUGAGAUGUCCAAGCGGACCUUCAACCCCAUCCGGGCCAUUGUGGACAGCAUGAAGGUGGAGCCCCACCCGCAGAAGCCCCUCAUCUCCCUCUCCAUCGGGGACCCCACGGUCUUUGGGAACCUGCCCACGGACGAACAGGUCACCCAGGCCAUGAAGACGGCCCUGGACUCCAGGAAGUACGAUGGCUAUGCUCCUUCCACAGGUUACCUGUCCAGCCGUGACGUGGUUGCAAAGUACUACAGCUGCCCCGAAGCACCCCUCGAAGCCAAGGAUGUGAUCCUGACCAGCGGCUGCAGCCAAGCCAUCGAGUUGGCCCUGGCUGUUUUGGCCAACCCUGGGCAGAACAUUCUGGUGCCGCGUCCAGGCUUCUCCCUCUACAAGACCUUGGCUCAUUCCUUGGGGAUUGAAGUCAAGUUCUACGACCUCUUGCCAGAGAAAUCCUGGGAAAUUGACCUGAAGCAGAUGGAGUCCCUGGUGGAUGAGAAGACAGCCUGUUUGGUGGUCAACAACCCCUCCAACCCAUGCGGCUCCGUCUUCAGCAAAGGCCACCUCCAGAAGAUCCUGGCAGUGGCUUCCCGGCAAUGCGUCCCCAUCCUGGCUGAUGAGAUCUAUGCCGAGAUGGUCUUUGAAGAAGGGCAGUCCGAGUCCCUGGCCAAGCUCAGCACCAAUGUGCCCAUCCUGUCCUGUGGCGGUCUGGCGAAGCGGUGGCUGGUGCCCGGCUGGAGGAUGGGCUGGAUCCUCAUCCACGACCGCAGGGAGAUCUUUGGGAAGGAGAUCAGGGAUGGCCUCCUGCGGCUGAGCCAGAGGAUCCUGGGGCCCUGCACCGUGGUCCAAGGGGCCCUCGCACACAUCAUGCACCGGACACCCCCUGAAUUCUACCAAAACACCCUCAGCUUCCUCAAGUCCAAUGCUGACCUCUGCUACUCUGCGCUUUCCACCAUCUGUGGGCUACGGCCAGUCCGACCCUCGGGAGCCAUGUACCUCAUGGUGGGCAUCAAGAUGGAGCAUUUCCCCGAGUUCGAGAAUGACGUGGAGUUCACGGAGCGACUCAUUGCAGAGCAGUCGGUCUUCUGCCUGCCUGCAACGUGCUUUGAAUACCCCAACUUCUUCCGGGUGGUGCUCACGGUGCCUGAGGACAUGAUGGCGGAGGCCUGCCAGCGCAUCCAGCAGUUCUGCGAGCAGCACUACGAAAGCGCCCAGGACAUGGAGUGUGACAAGUAGCUACAGGACCACCACCAACCCCUCCAACCCACCCCACACCCCGGCCUGCUCCACUCCAUCCACCUUGUGUGCCCCAUGCACCACCACUGGGGAAUGCCAUGGCCACCGCAGCGCCCCACAGUCCCAUGUGGCACCUGCUCAGAACCGAAGGGAGCAGAGAGCCAUGUUCCUUCCCUGCAAGCCCUCACUUUUCAGGAUGCUGUUGCCCUUCCUUUCUUCAGCCUAUUUGAAAUAUUUGUAAGUUAUUGUAACUUUUGUAUGAAUAAACACAUGGAAAAAAACUGCAA
Molecule: messenger RNA, 1741 nt
Organism: Anolis carolinensis (green anole)
Lineage: Eukaryota; Metazoa; Chordata; Lepidosauria; Squamata; Anolidae
Gene: tat
Product: tyrosine aminotransferase
Exons: 11
Coding region: 87-1454 (455 amino acids)
Biological process (GO): L-phenylalanine catabolic process; biosynthetic process; L-tyrosine catabolic process
Molecular function (GO): L-tyrosine:2-oxoglutarate transaminase activity; pyridoxal phosphate binding
Source: RefSeq, a predicted model, not a curated record